This is a messenger RNA of Dentiscutata erythropus, 414 nucleotides long. NCBI's taxonomy places the organism in Eukaryota, Fungi, Glomeromycota, Glomeromycetes, Diversisporales, Gigasporaceae. The record is from the annotation of a GenBank genome assembly.
AUGGCCCAACUCUCUGGAAUAACUAGACUAAUGGCUGAACAACUUCAACAUGAAUUACAAAAAUUGGAUCCAACUUUAAUUAUGAUAAUCACUCCCAAAGAAAUUAUUUAUCAAGGCAAAACUCAAGAUCUUCAAAAACCUAUUACAAGUGCUGGCCUACAAGACAUAGUAGAAGUUUUUGACCAUUCCUGGGAAGAUAAGUGCUAUCGACUUGGUGAACUUCUUUGUAUAAGAAGUUGGAGUGAGAAUACUUUAAACUUUUUAAUACAAGAAGUUGGCUCUCAAAAAAGACCUGAAAUAAGUUACAGAAUCUUAGCUUAUAUGUAUGACUCUGAUUUUGAGGUGCUAAAACAAGAAGCUUAUUGUGUUUACUUAGAAGAAGCUGGCGAUUCUACUAUUCCUGACAUGUUUUAA